Molecule: messenger RNA, 9157 nt
Organism: Dicentrarchus labrax (European seabass)
Lineage: Eukaryota; Metazoa; Chordata; Actinopteri; Moronidae
Product: UPF0606 protein KIAA1549-like
Source: RefSeq, a predicted model, not a curated record
GUGUGUGUGUGUGUGUGUGUGUGUGUGUGUGUGUGUGUGUGUGUGUGUGUGUGUGUGUGUGCAGACAGGAAACAAGCUGUCCUUUGAAUCUUCGAUCCGCAGGCGGUGCCGGGUUGGACUGGUACCGAGACCCGACGGUGCCCCUUUCAUCUGCCGGGUCCGGGACCAGCAGGGACGGGUCCGGGUCCAGACCGCGGGACGGUGUCUGGUUGAGGUGAAGAAGACUGCGGACGGACAGGAGGAAGGUCUGGAUCCGCAGGGAGCGCGCAUGCAGGGAGCGCGCCGCGCGGCUGCGGGAGAGGCGUGACGCGCCCGAACCGCAUCUCCAGGAUGGCAGGUCCUCCUGACGGGCCCUCGGCUGUCUGUACCGGGAUCAGACCGGCGGCCCUUUGAGGACGAUGGACCCUGCGAUCCCGCCGGGCCCUGGCUCCAGGACCAGGACCAGGACCAGGAUGGACCCCAGAACCUCAGCGUGCAGACGCGUACUCGGUGUGAGCCUGCUGGUGGCCGGCACACUGGUUUCCAUGGUAACAUCGAGCUCACCUGCUGCAGGUGUGCUGGACUUCAACAGGACGUCGGAGUCUCCUUCAUCACCACCCUCCUCCCCUCUUAGACCCCCAGCCCCCAGCCCACCCUCAGAUUCUAGUUACCAUGGUAACAGCGGUGGUGCAAGCUCUGCUGAGGACUCAGACUCUGGUGCUCAGGGGAUCCACCUCCUGCUGAGACCCCCAGACCUCCUGUCCCCCAGCUUACCCCCACCUCUCCCUCCACACACCCAGCCCACCCUCACCCCUCCUCCCCCCUGGGAGCAGGGCCCCUCACUGGAGGAGGCCUGGGGCUCUGGGGACUACCUGGAGACUCUGUCCUUCAUGGUGCCUGACGGCGAGGAGCUGGCCUUGGCCACGCCGCUGCCCAACCACCCCUACGAUGAGGAUGACGGCGGGGACUGGGUCUCCUACGACACUGCCUUUCCUGCCCGUCCCACCCUCCCCCUCUCCUCCCGCCUACCCCUUUCACCCUCCUCAUCUACCCCCAGCAUCCCCCUGCACACUCGCCCCACCCAUCCAGACGUCUUUCCCACCUGGGAUGAGGACUACGACCUGGAGGACAUGAUGCCUCUGGAGCCGACGGAGCUGCUACUGCCAGACAUGAACAGUCUGGAGUACUACACGAACCUGUUAGCCCGGGAGAGGGAGAGAGAGAGAGAGAGGGAGAGGGAGAGGGAGAGGGAGAAGGAGAGACACAGGGAAAGAGAGAAGGAGCGAGAGAGGGAGAGAGACCAGGACCUUGUCCACCGGACUGACUCCAAACCCCCCAUCACUCCCACAACAACUCAAACCCAUCGUUCCCCUCCACCCCCAAGCUUUGGUCCUCUUCCAGGACAGGAGUCUAAGCAUCCUCCAUCGGGACCCACCCCUCCCCUCACCCUAUCACCCACUCUCACAGGUGAGGAGAAGUCAACCACGAUGAGAACUCCAUCCACCCUUUCUCCUCCUGCUCUAAAACCCAAAGACCAUGUCCCAGUCCCGGGCAGACACCCUUUUCGUCCCCCAUCCAACACCACCGGCCGGGUGCCUCCCCCUCCACCGCUGGGACCACCAACCCGCCCCGACAGACCGGAGAGGCCUCCAGUGGUCAUAGAGAAACCAGCAAAGGUUCCAACCACCAGGACCACCACCACCACCAAGGCGACAACCACGACAACUGCCAUCACCACCACCACCCAGAUCACAGCCAUCAGCCUGACCAGAGCCCCUCCAGUCACUACGCCCAGAGUGGCCCAGACCCCGCCCACCAGACAGUACCUGUGUAACGUCACCAAACCAGAGAUGUACCUGGUCAGAGUAGUCAAUUCAAAAGGUUCGUCAGCAGGUUUCACUCAAGUCAGAGAUCUUCUGAAGAGGGAGUUCAACCGUUCAGUGGAGCUCCAGUUCCUGAGAACUCCAUCUAGUUUUGCUUUCCGAGUUGUGUCGGGACCAAUGAUCUUCACCGCCAUCUCAGUCAUCAACGCCCUCCGCCAACCACCACGCAGCUUUGGUCCUGUUCCCACCGUGUCACCGCUCUACACCAUACCUGACCUCAGGUACCAGAUCCACUCUGUGCUGCAGUUUGUCCCCACCCACGUCGACGUCAGAGUGUGUAACUUCAGCGAACGGGUGGAGAGAGGCCUGAUGAUGGCAUACGCCGAGACACGGAGACGAUUACAUGAAGCGGGAAACGUCACCGUACAGCUGUUGAACAUCACCAUGGCCGUUAAUCGGCCAGCAGUGGAGCAGAAGGUAUCCAUCGACAUCACCUUUGCAGUGCGUGAUGGGCGGGACUACCUGCCUGGGUCAGAGGUCAGCGAACACCUGAGGAAGCUCAGCCUGGUCGAGUUCAGCUUCUACAUCGGUUUUCCUGCCCAGCAGAUCGCAGAACCUUUCCACUACCCUGAGCUGAACACGUCUCACCACCUGCGAUCCACCUGGGUCCGUACAGUCCUGCUGGGAGUUCAGGAGCAGUUGGUGGCUGAGAGGAGUUUUAAAGCUCGUCUGGAGAGACGUCUGGCUCUGCUGCUGGAGGAGGGACUGCAGACGUCCAGCAGGAGGCGCUUGAGAAGAGCUACAUCUGUGGGCAACAACAGUCUGCAGGUGGUUCGGGUGUCGAAGCUGUCAGGUCCGGAGCGCCCCCUGGAGGUCUUUUAUUUCGUGGAGGGUCCAGGUGGUGAGCGGAUCCCGGCCGAGGCGACCGCGGCCACCCUGAACCGCCUGGACCUUCAGAGAGCUGCCAUCGUCCUCGGACACCGAGUCCAGAGACCGCUCGCCCAACCUGUGGAGACUUUAUCUAUCCCUCCAGCGGAGACUCAAAGCAGCAGUAUCUGGCUGAUUGUCGGCGUGGUUGUCCCCGUCUUGCUGGCUGUCUUCAUCAUCAUCAUCCUCUACUGGAAGCUGUGCGGCUCAGAAAAGCUCGAGUUCCAGCCGGACGCCAUCAACACCAUCCAGCAGAGGCAGAAGCUCCAGGCUCCCAGUGUGAAAGGCUUCGAUUUUGCGAAGCUCCACCUCGGGCAGCACAGUAAAGAUGACAUCAUGGUGAUCCAGGAGCCCGGCCCACUGCCUGCCCCCAUCAAAGAGGCCACGCCCUCUGACGGCGGAGACCUCAACACGCCCAAAUCUAAAGGAUCAUCCACCAAGGUGGCACGAUCCAACCGCCGCAGGGGCAGGCUCAGCCCGUCAGAUGGCGACUCGCUGGGCAGCGACCAAUCGAGCGGCAGAGAAUCGGCAGAAGAAAGCACUCGACCUGUGGCCACACCCAGUGAGGGGAAACAGCACAGGAAGACACCCAAAAAUGGGAGGAGCAAGAUGGGCAGCGGUCCAGACGAGCUUCUCUCUUCGUCCUCCAUCUUCGACCACGUCGACCGUCUGUCGCGUGGCUCGUCCGAUGGCACCCGACGCCAGGCCAACAAGGUGCAGCUGAUCGCCAUGCAGCCGCGACCGAGCCCUCCGCACGCCCAUUCCCAGCCGAGCCCCACCCUCACCGAGAAGGUCAACACAGAGGUGGCGCUGAGACACAAGUCGGAGAUUGAGCACCACAGGAACAAACUGCGGCAGCGCGCCAAGAGGCGGGGUCAGUGUGAGUUUCCCUCUAUGGACGACAUCAUGGACGCGUUUGGAGACGGGCCAGUGCAGGGCGAUGUGGCGCAGCGUCUCUACAGCUCCGCCCAUGACCACAUGGACUGCAUCCUGCAGGCCGACGCUGCCUCACCCCCCACCCCCACCGACUCCAGGAGAAGAGGGAGGCGCUCUCCUCGGGGUAGGCGGGCUCAGCCAGGACCUGGAAGUCUUCCUGAUACGGACAGAGACCGGCUGCUCACCGACCAGAGUGCCACCUACAGGAAAUACCCAGGACUCAACAACGUGGCCUACAUGUCGGACCCUGACCUGCCCCCAGACCACGGCAGCCCCUCCCCUACUGACGAGGUGUUUGACCCCGCCCCGGCCCCACCACCCUACAUGCCCCCCCAGCCUUCCAUCGAGGAGGCGCGGCAGCAGAUGCACUCCCUCCUGGAUGACGCCUUCGCCCUGGUGUCGCCGUCCUCACAGGGCAGCGCCGGGGUGAGCGGGGUAAGCCCUGCCCUGCCCAGCCCCUCCCCACAGGCCCGCCCCCCAGGCAGGCAGUGGGGCUCUUACCCAGCAGCCCCCUCUCACAGCCCCUUUUCUGCAAGGUAUGCAGAGCUGGGGAUGUCUCCCACAUCAGUCCAGGGCCUGUUGCAGAGGCAGGGCCUGACCUCAGGAGGGUAUGUUUCUACUGGAGACCAACUGCAGGAGUCGGUUUACUCCAGCAGAGGGCAGUACGAGGACCCCCCCUCAUCGUCCAGACCACGACCUGUAGGGGGCAGCACAGGUGCACAGCUCCACCACUUGACCCAGGUGGGUUUGUCGAGCCAGAUUGGUGCGUACCCUGGGGUGGGUCGGAGUAUGUCGGGACCCACAGGCACCAGCUGGAACCAGCAGCACUCAGACCAGGAUCUGUCCAGACCUGGAGCCAGCAGAGAGAGUGUGCUGUCGUUUCCUGAGUUCUCCUCUUCCUCUGUUUUCCAGAUGCCCAGCUCCUCAUUGCGGGACCCAUCGGCUCCGCCUCUCCUCCUUACUUCACCAACACCAGAGUACCCACCAGACGACGCCUCACCGUCUGCCCACACCUCAGCUUCCCUUAUAAAGGCUAUCAGGGAGGAGCUGCGACGUCUGGCCCAGAAACAGGCUGCAGUGACCAGCUACCCUUAGACUGGUUUGUAUCAGGACUCAGCUGGUUAUUGUUUUAAACCACUCAGAGCCAGUAAGGACUGGAUUAAAACCAUAGAACUGACUGAUCUACACUCUGGACACUCUUGAGCUAUCUACAUCUGUGCCGCUAACCCAAAAUAACUCUGGACCACAAUCCACGUCUGAAAAAAAAAAGGACAUAAAAGACCUCCGGUUCUUUACAGGGUCCCGUCUGUCUGUCCGUCAUCCUUCAGCUCAGUGUUUAUUGGACAGGAGUUUGAUUCUUCACGUUUUGACUGAAGUGCUUCCUGGAGUUGAUCAUUCAAUGAUCAUCUUUCCUCAACUUCUGGAGUGACAAUUCAUUCCUGAAAAUCCGGACUGGAUUGUCCCUUCCUGACCUUCUGAAAUGGAUCCUCCCCCCUGAUCAUCUGGAGUUGGAUGGUCCUUCCCGACAUUCUUGAGCUGAUGGUCCCUCCAGAUCUUCUGGAGCAGAUGGUCCCUCCAGAUCUUCUGGAGCAGAUGGUCCCUCCCGACCGUCUAGAGUGAAUGGUCCCUCUAGACCUGCUUGGGCAUUUCAUCCCUCUUGAACUUCUGGAGCAGAUCAUCUCUCCUUACCUUCCAGAGUGGAUGAUCCUUUCUGGAGUUCUGGAGUGGAUGGUCCCUUUGGAACUUCUGAAGCAAGUCAUCCCUUCUGACCUUCCAAGUGGAUGGUCCGUCCUGACCUUCUUGAGUCGAUGAUACCUCCUGAAGUUCUGAAGCAGAUCGUCGCACUGGACCUUCUGUGGUGCUAACCGUCCGUCUCAUAUCAUCUCCUCAUUGACCACUUAUUGCCUUCCACACUCCCAUCAGCCACAGGGAUCAGGUCUCUGUUCAUAAACCAUAUCAAUGAGGUCUUUGCACUGAGGACAGCUGGAGGUGGCGUACAGUUCCUUCGACAAGGGGACGCAAAACAGGAAAAAAUUAUAUAUAAAUAUCUAUAAGGAUUAAUAUAAAUAUCUGUAAAGAGAUAGAAUCCCAAUGAGCACAAUAUUAAUGUAAGAGUUAUUAUUGGAGUAUUGAGAUGUUACUUAUUUUUUAUUGCUUAUAUAUGAAAGUAUACUUUAAAUCGUUUAUUUUAAACAAAAAAAGACCAAACUACUGUUUAAUGGUUGUAUUCCUCUUGUGUUUGAGCUCGCUGUACAUUUUGAGCUGGCGCUUGUUUCUCUGUGGAGACGUUGCUUAUCGUAGCUGCUCGCUCGUGUGUUCAUGUAUCGGUGGCAAUGAAAAAAAAAAAACUGCUAAUGCAUCGCUUUAAUAUAAUGUUUUUUCAUCACUGAUUUGUUAACAUCCAUCAGUUUAUCAAUUUGUGGGCAGAACGCUAUAGAUGAGUUUAUCACUUGGCAGUUGUUUCUGUACGGGGCAGAGAUGGUAAACCAGUCAUUAAUCACAACCAGAAAUUAAAGCUAAGAGCGGACACAACACUUGCACACAAGAAAACACAUUCUUACCACUAACUGAAUGUCAUAACUGUAGCAGUGAUAGGAGAUAACCUUAAAACUACUUCUUAUUAAUGGUAGCAAUGCAAACAACAAAAGGACCCAGGGCAGAACCUUGAGGCACACCAUAGCACAGAUGAGAAAUUAUUAACAAUGGCUGCCUCAUUAGUUCCCUGUGAGGUUAUGUUUGCUAUGCAACAGAAAACUGAUGAAAAACAUCUCUAUUCUUACUAUCAUGUUUUUUGGAGGCCCCAGUAUUGAAUUGUACCGUAUUAUUGUUACAAAAUAUAUAGGAUAUAACAUUUUGUGGUAUUAUAAUAAAGCUUUUGUUCGAUCCAAAAAUCACAAUAAUCAUGAUAGUUUCUGAGACGGUUAUUGUAUUGAAAAUCAGAAAAAAACAUGUCUUUGGUGCCUAAGUGUUAUGCUCAAUGUAUGCACCAAGUGGCCUGGGAUCCCUGGUGGUCAACUCACACGGUAAGCACCCUUCCGUGCUUACCACCCAGAGACCCUUACACUGUAGGUGCUGAAGGGGCCCGAGUGGUCAGCGUGCACGAUUCGCACUGAAAGUCCUUCUGAGGCCCUGGUGGAACCGGCCCCAAAGGCCUGGUCCAUUAUCCAGCUUUGUUGCUUAUUAACAGCGAGGUAACAUGUUUGACCUGAUGGUGGCGUCAGUGUGAUGUUGUUACUGUUUAUUCUUUGUACUGUGGCCUUCAUAGAACAUUUUAGACUCAGUUCAGACUCGACUGUGUCUUUGUCUAUUUACAGUUUGAUAAUGGAUCCUUCAGCGUAUGAAGGUAAAAAUAAAUGUUGAGGAAGCUGCUGGGAUGUCUUAGUCAGGUUUUAGCUGUUAAAUCCAAAUGUACAGUCUUCAUACUUGUGGACUGAGCCCACAGGAACUUCAGAGGAUGAAAUAUGCUCAGAGACAUUACUUAAGACCUCAGUAAUUUCCAUGGAGAUGAUGAUUCAAGUUCCUCAUCCUGUGAUAAUCCUGUAAUCCCAGUAUUUUUCUGAAUGGCUCUUAGAGAUGCUGACAUCGGUAUUCGAUGCAGGGUGUACAGGGGUUAGGUUAGGUAAGGACAUAUAUUUUUCUAUGUUGGAUGAAAACUCUUUAUCUUCAUGUGCUGGUUGUAGAACUGAAUGACUGGUUGCUCUCUCUGCUGGUUGGCUGUUUUCUCUGUAGUGUUGUAAAGAAGUCGGUCGCUCGUAAAAACUUGGUUCCACAGGGUACGAGAGGGUUUGUUCGUCUGCUCUCUGCUCUUCUUCAGCAUGUUUGACUAAGUUUGAGGCUUUAGCUACUCGUGAUGUUCCAGUUAAUGUUUAGCAUGCAGCUAAAAGAUGUUAAAAACAAAAUUUAAAUAAGUAAAGAGUUGUUCCACAUAAAGUUAAGAGUGAGCAAAGAGUGCCAUGAAAACCACCGUUCAUCCAAACACAGUAGAAAAAAACAACACAUCAGAUGUUUUUUUGUUUUGCGUUUCCAAAAGAUAUUUUUUAAUCUAAAUAAAGAUGGUUACAGUAAACAGUAUAUAAAUGAAAGUGGAUAUGGUGUUUAAUAGAAAACAUAAUAUAUAGAAAAUAUUUUAUCUGUGAUUGCUCUGCUGAACGGACUCAAAGAUUUGCCCGGCAACAGUGCCAACACAUCUUCAUGGACCAGAAACCGACCGCAGAACUCUUCACCGGCUGGAGACCUUCUGAUUGGACCUAGCACCUGUCAGUCAAACUGUAGGACUUGGCCACGCCUACAGGAUCACAUGGUGCUAAUUCAAUGACUCAAGGUGUGUCUGAAACUCAUCAGAUCACACACGGAAAAAAAAGAAACCCUGCAGGUGUCGUGAUUGAAAAGAGAAGUUAAUCUUCUCAUAUCAAACUCAAGCUGCUGCUCUGCAGGUUUCACAAACUGCUCCUGAAUGUUUCCUUCAAUGUUUUCUAUACUUUCAGAGUUUCUGUGUUUUCUAGAUCUGUGAUCCUCAGUGAGAAUCCAGCCGAUGACCAGUCGCACUGUGGAUGUUUACUCGUGACAAAACUAUUGAUUCACCCUGGACUCACCCGGCCCUUACAUGUACAGUCCUGAAAGGUUAUUCCUCUAAUGUGAACUUGUGAAACCAAAAUACUAACGUGUGAGAACACGAUUAUAACUCUUGCACAUAAGUGAUAUUAGUUAGCUAACGUUUGAACAAGAUACUAACUCAUGUGUGGGAACAAAAAAAAACAUCAUGUGUAACAUUUUAACUUGUGUGAACCGAAUAUUAACUUUUACAAAGAUAAUUAAUUGUGGAAACAAGUUAUUUACUUUAACACACAAGUUAUGAAUCUUGUUGUAUCCAGUUAACAGUAACUCGUGUAGUUGUUAAACAAUAUAUGUGAACUUCUCCACACAAAAUAAGAAUGUGUGCACAAGUUAUUUUCCUUUGCUCUUAAAAUUAAACAUCCAAUAUUAGGAGGUUUUUGUAAACAUGUGAUCUGUAUCUUGAUAUCGGAUCUGGAUCAACGGUUCUAGCCUCACUAUUAAUCUGUGAUCUGUAUUUUAGAAACAAGUUCUGUUCUCACUGAUCAGCUGUGUGAUUUCAGAUUUACUCCUCAGAUAGUUUGAGUCAUUAGUUUUGUCAUGAACGAACUUCCGUACAGGUGUUGCUCUGGGUCAAACCACAUUCCUGUUGAUCCUCUCUGGAAUCUGUUCCAACAAGCAGCAUCUCUGAGUUCGAACCCAGACCAGGUCCCGGUGUGGUGACUCGGGGAAGCUGCUUCGAGGAGACGGAGCCUGAAGGAGAAAAAGUUAUUUUAAUGUCAAAUCAGUGACGCGGGAACACUGCCAGCAACCUCACCUGUUCAACAGCAGCCAGGUGAGUUUUCAGCUGAUGUGUCACAUGACAGGACUCUGUGUGAGCUGCAUCCUGUGGUGUCUGAAAGAUUGUGUUAACAAACAUUAAAGAGAUGUGUUCAAAUUCA